Cynoglossus semilaevis (tongue sole) is the source of this 1686-nucleotide messenger RNA. It is a transcript of the gene mmaa, whose product is annotated as metabolism of cobalamin associated A. The record is from RefSeq and is a predicted model, not a curated record. NCBI's taxonomy places the organism in Eukaryota, Metazoa, Chordata, Actinopteri, Pleuronectiformes, Cynoglossidae. The transcript is spliced from 7 exons. Bases 131 to 1360 code for a protein of 409 amino acids. Gene Ontology annotation, cellular component: cytoplasm. Gene Ontology annotation, molecular function: GTPase activity; GTP binding.
AACAAAAGUGCACAGGGCGGAACCAUGGACGGGGGCAGCCUCAAACGUCACCGGAAACGGAAGAGAAUGAAUGAAGCACAGACAUGUAACCUGUAACUGCUGAGGAGAAAAGCUCUGGUCCUGGCGUAAGAUGCCCCACAUUUACCAUAAAAUGGGGCAGUUGGGCCUCUCCUUCCUCCGCUCCACCAGGACCUGCCCUCUCCAUCAUAGGGCCGUGAUGUGUUCCCACCCUUCCUACAAGGGCACCAGAACGCUGGGCCCCAGCUGUCAGAAACACAGGUGUGUGAGCACAGCCCUGGGACAGCACACACAGGACCUGACUGGCCCGGAGCAGAGACUGGUGACCAAACUGUACCAAGGACUGACCGGAGGACAGAGGGCAUCUUUGGCUGAGUCCAUCACUCUGGUCGAGACGCAGCAUCCCAGGAAAAAAGAGGUGGCGCAAGUGCUGCUGCAGAAAGUGUUGGCCUACAGGGCUGAACAGGAGAGACAAAAUGGAGGGCAACCGGUGGCCUUUAGAGUAGGUCUCUCUGGUCCUCCUGGGGCAGGGAAGUCAUCCUUCAUCGAGGUGGUGGGCAAGAUGUUGACUGGACGUGGACACAAAGUGUCUGUGUUGGCGGUGGACCCGUCCUCCUGCACCACAGGAGGGUCUCUAAUGGGUGAUAAGACCCGUAUGACUGAACUCUCCAGAGACUUGAGCGCUUUUAUUCGACCGUCACCAACCUCUGGAACACUGGGGGGAGUCACCAGAACUACCAACGAGGCCAUUGUCCUCUGUGAGGGAGCUGGCUAUGACAUUGUCCUUGUGGAGACUGUAGGUGUGGGCCAGUCAGAGUUUGCUGUGGCCGAUAUGGUUGACAUGUUCGUGUUGCUGAUUCCACCAGCAGGGGGCGAUGAACUCCAGGGUAUCAAGAGGGGCAUCAUUGAGAGGGCUGAUCUGGUGGUGGUGACAAAGUCAGAUGGCGACCUGGUGGUGCCGGCCAGAAGGAUCCAGGCGGAGUACACCAGCGCGUUAAAGCUGCUCAGGAAACAGUCCAAGUCCUGGAACCCCAAGGUGAUGCGCGCCUCUUCCCACACUGGAGAGGGCAUCCCGGAGGUCUGGUCAAAGAUGGAGUCUUACCGGGAUGCCAUGCUAGCCAACAGUGAGCUACAGGGCAGAAGAAGAGCGCAGCAGAAGGUCUGGAUGUGGAGUCUGAUCCAGGAAAAUGUCCUGCGUCAUUUUCAGAACCACACCAGUGUCAGAGACUCUUUGCCCUACUUUGAGGAGCAGGUGACCAAAGGAGUCAUUUCUCCAGGACUGGCUGCUGACCUGCUCCUGAAAAACUUCUCCUCCUCGUUCUCUGUCUCUUCCUCCUCAUAAUCAACUGAAUGACCAUCAACUUUCACUUCUCAAUAAGAGAAGCAUCUGUGCUGCUUUAACUGGUAUUUUUUUAAAUGAAAAUACUACUUUGGCUGAGAUCCACACCAGUAAAGGCAGAAGACGUUUCUCAUGUCUCACCUUGGACUUCCUGUAAAAUAUUCACUUUUGGAGCAUGGCAGGAGAAGUGCAUUAGUGAGAAACGACACUUGGGAAGUUGUGGCUGCUUUUAUUUUUAAUAUACAUAUUAAAAUACAUCACUGUAACUCUACUGCCAUCAUGAGUGGUUUUAAUACAUUUUUUAAUAAAGAACUCAUCUCCUUGGCCAU